AUGAUGCGCGGUCAUAGCAAACGUGUGCCUUACAAUCAAAUUCAAGGAAUUGCUUCAACAAAUGUUCCGGCGUAUUCAAAUGGAGAUGAUGAAUUCUUUUCCGGCGAACGACACUACCUUUAUGGUAUAUUUACUGGAUAUAAAUGGCAAUGUGUGGAAUUUGCUCGUAGAUGGCUUUUGAUACGUAAAGGUUGCACAUUCAAAGAUAUUAGAUCUGCGGGUGACAUAUGGACUGGACUGACUCAUGUUGAACGCGUCACUGACGGACAACGUUUUCGAUUAAAAGCACAUCCAAAUGGUUCUCCUCAACCACCACAAAAAGAUUCAUUCCUCAUAUAUCCUCGUACUACAGAACAACCUUUUGGACAUAUCGCCAUUAUAUGUGAAAUUGUACCAGGAUUUAUUCGUGUUGCUGAACAAAAUUAUAGGUUCCAUCAAUGGUCAGGAAACUAUUCUCGUCAAAUUCCAUUAGUAUUUAAGAACGGUGGUUACUAUAUCGAAGACGAGGAUGAAAAUUUUGGAUGGAUGGAUAUUGAACAUGGCAACCAUUUACUACCGCUAGAUGAAUUGGAAGCAGAUGCCACACAAUGGGCUAUUUUCAAGCAAGAUCGUUGA
Molecule: messenger RNA, 615 nt
Organism: Didymodactylos carnosus
Lineage: Eukaryota; Metazoa; Rotifera; Eurotatoria; Philodinida; Philodinidae
Source: the annotation of a GenBank genome assembly